AUGGCGUCGCUCCCAGGCUACCCGGCUGCGGGGAGAACGAGAUCGUCCGACGGUGGCACAGCCACCAACCCUGAUGGCAACUCCACAUUCGAGGGUGAAUCUUCCCAGACGCAGCCGUUCGACGAAGCCGAGACCAUUUUUUUGAACAAGGGUUCCUCGACCCCGAAUCUUGCCGAUAACGCCGCCGAAAUGAACGAAAAGACCGUCGGUCGCCCUUCAAAUACGGAUGAUGUGUCAAACCAAGAAGAGCCGCGCAAGUGCUGGAUUUGCUAUACAGACGAGACGGAGGAUUCGCCCCUGAAUUUGGAGUGGCGAUCUCCCUGCCCGUGUGCCUUGACAGCCCAUGAGGCAUGCCUGCUGGACUGGCUUGCUGAUAUGGAGAACCCUCGAGCCCGCAGGCGAAAUGGCAACGGUGCAAAGAUGGUGUGUCCUCAGUGUAAAUCGGAAAUUAUCGUCACUCGCCCGCGGAGCUACGUUGUCGAUACCCUGCGCCUGGUUGAGAGGGUUGCGGGCCGUUUGGUCCUCCCGGGAAUGGUCUUUACAGUAGCCGGAACCGUGUGGGCCGGUUGCUGUGCACAUGGAGUCUACUCGAUGCAUCUCGUCUUCGGCUCAGAAGAGGCAAGGCAGAUACUCGAGGAUAGUAUCGAUGGUCCGUGGAAUCCUGGGAUGAACCUCGGCCUACCUCUUAUUCCAUUGGUCUUGGUUUUCUCUCGAACUCGCUAUGCCGAGGGUCUCCUCCCAGCUAUCCCAGUUCUUUUUUUCGCCGCUCACAACCCUGGGCAAGAGCCCGACUUCGACCUCUGGCCGCCGACGCCAGCCAUGACAUUUGCUGCCCUGCCGUAUGUGAAAAGCUUCUACGGUGCGCUCUACGAUCGAUUCUUCGGUGGACUGGAGAGGAAGUGGAUCUCAGAGGUUCAACCUCGUGCCGCGGAGGAAGUGUUGGAUGAAGUCCAGCAACAGGACCAGGCCGAAGGCCUCAAUCGAUUUGGCGAAAAUCUUAACGGCCAAAUACUCAUGGAGAUUGACCUCGAAUUGCAGGUAGGGAUGGGCGAUGACGACGAGCCGCCAGAGGAUCCGGCUCUCCCUGCCGCAGAGAAUCACGAUGGCGCUGACGUAGGCGCUCAGAAUGGACAGGCACACGGUCAGAACAACGGGCAGGGCCUUGGUCUCGGGCGCCGCCAAAAUGAAAUCAUCCACGACACCGGUAACCUUGCCGACAUCGUUCUCGGAGCGCUUGUUUUCCCCGCUAUCUCCGCGUCAAUGGGAGGACUUUUGAAAUACGUCCUGCCUAAGUCAUGGACCACCCCGUCAUCGGUUCUCGAGCGGAGUCGCCCCGGUCUCCUCCAGACCCGCUGGGGUCGUAGCGUGGUUGGCGGAUGCAUGUUUGUGCUUUUGAAAGAUGCACUCGUUCUUUACUGUCGGUGGAAGCUGGCCCAGACACACCGGCGGCGUAAGGUGUUGAAUUACGACAAGUCCAAAAAGCAGGGCAGGCACAAGCGGUCAAACCUGGGCAGAUAA
Molecule: messenger RNA, 1518 nt
Organism: Penicillium cinerascens
Lineage: Eukaryota; Fungi; Ascomycota; Eurotiomycetes; Eurotiales; Aspergillaceae
Product: RING finger domain protein
Exons: 1
Coding region: 1-1518 (505 amino acids)
Molecular function (GO): zinc ion binding
Source: RefSeq, a predicted model, not a curated record